This is a messenger RNA of Schistosoma haematobium, 4432 nucleotides long. Its product is annotated as PHD finger protein 14, variant 2. NCBI's taxonomy places the organism in Eukaryota, Metazoa, Platyhelminthes, Trematoda, Strigeidida, Schistosomatidae. Gene Ontology annotation, biological process: regulation of transcription by RNA polymerase II. The record is from RefSeq and is a predicted model, not a curated record. The transcript is spliced from 10 exons. Bases 2031 to 2675 code for a protein of 214 amino acids.
AAUUCGAAGAGCGAUCAAGGUCGCCGGGACGAAAAACAGGCAAUUCCAAUUCCAAGCUCUUGGUUAAGGUCAACACUGUUUUUCUAUACGUAUAUCCCGAUUACUUUAAAAAAACACAAAGAACACCGAAAUCAUUAUUGACCUUUGAUUCAGUUCCUGUAAUGACAUCUGAUACCCUAUUCACUGCAAUAGGUAGUUAUUCAUCUUUUUAGUUAGAUACUCUCCAGCUCGUCGUGAUCCAUCAAAGAGGCAGAUAAAACCUGUAAAUACAGAGCACUUAGCUUUGCUUGAUGAACUGGACGAUGACAGCGAUAGCGAGUACGUUUGCGAAGAAAGAGAUGAAGAUGAUGAUGGUCUGUUUAUCUAUAUCUUGACUAAGCUAUUUUAGAGGAGACUCACUCAGGUUGUACUGAUGAAGAGGGUUCUAGUCCAGACGAUUCUUCAGUUAGCUCGUCCAACGUUUCUGAAGCUUCUGGUACAAGUAGGGUUGCGGUGUCUAAAUAUGGAAGGAAUUCACCUAAUGCCGUAGAAAAUGGAAAAUAUACCAGGGCACCGGAGUCGUUUUGUACUGGGCCAGAUGGUGACCAAGAUUUGACUGCUAAUGUUAACGCGAAAAUAAAAGACGUUGAUAUCAUGAUUUGUAUGCUGUGUUUAGGAGAUAAUACUGAUCCCCGUGAUGAGCUGAUCGAAUGCGAUGGUUGCGGUAUUGUCGUUCAUGAGGGUAAUUCAGUAUUUAUCAUAAUAAUUUUAACAGACUGUUAUAAGUUGGUCGACUCAAUAUUUUUGUCCAGUGGUGCAAGCUCCUCAAGCACAGAUGCCUGGUUCUGUGAGCCAUGUCUUGCAGGGAUCACUUCCCCAGUUAGUUAGAUUAUGUUAAUUUGUAUCCUUUAGGUUUGUGAGUUGUGUCCAGUGUUAGAUGGCGUGUUUAAAAAAACAGAUAACAAUCGCUGGGUUCACUUAUUAUGCGCACUAUAUACACCAGGAGUCGCGUUCAACGACCCAGAUAAUUUGAUGGAUGUGAGUACUAUUGAUUAACCAGUCAUUCCUAGGUAACUCUUACUGAGUUGCCUCAAAGGCAAUGGUCUUUACACGAAUGCUCCCUGUGCGAAGAUCGGUUUUUUGCUUGGACUGGUGUUUGCAUAUCCUGUGAUGCUGGUUUGUGCCGCACUUUUUUUCAUGUAACUUGGUAAGCUAGCUUGUUUACCUUCAUUUAGCUCACAGUGCUCAAAAGCAUGGUUUGUUGUCGGAACCCACUGUCGAAGAGAGUUCAGCGGACCCAUUUUUCGCACAUUGUCGUCAACAUACUGAUAAAACAGUUGCCCGACACCGUCGCCGUAAUUUCUUGACAACAAUGCUUAGGUUAAAGAAAUGGCGCUCGAAUAGACAGUUGGAUUUACAUUGUUUAGAUGAAAAAAAGCCAAAUAUUUCUUGUUUGAGGACUACAACUACGGUGGACCCUCGCAUUCAGCGUAAACUUGAACAUUACCACAAGCUUUACAAGGACGUUCUGCGGAAUCGUGAAAAACCGUAUGUGCCACUUGUGAAAACGCCAAUGUUUUUGGAAACCUCCCCCGUUGCAAUGAGAAUGUUUGUAUUGAAGGCUAAAGCUCUUAAUUUACCCAUUGAACUAUCAAAUCAUAUGUCUAACGCAGAUUCAUCGAAAGGCCCAACACCUAGUUAUCCAGUUUUCACUCCAGAUUUCGUAUCUUAUUUCUUAGGAACUAAAAUGUUCGUCGGAAUUAGAAACUAUCUUAGCGGAGCCUCGCCGCCUUCCAGAGACGGCUAGUUUUGACGUAAGCUCAUUAUCUAAUCCAGUGGACUCCAAUAAAACCGCCAAAUUCGGAUCUUCAGCAGUUAUUGCCGCCUCAAAGCGUAGAGGCAACCGUUCAUCUCCGUGUAAGUUGCGAAAAGCUUCAAAAUCUGAGGCAGUUGAUCAAAAUGUCAAGCCACUAGACAUUCCAGCGGCUUCACACCUUGAAAAGUGUUCAAGUAUUGUCACAUGUGAAUCAGAGAAUGUGAUAUUAGAGUGUAUGAUGUGUCACGGACUUCAGGAUCAACAUUUAAUUACAAGUUGUGAUACAUGUGGGAAGGCAUUUCAUUUGGCAUGUCUUGAUCCCCCAUUGCUACGCAUGCCCAAACGUAGUAAACUUUACGGUUGGCAGUGCUCAUUUUGUACGAAGGAGGUUUCUUCGAUCCCAGGAGCUGAGGCGAUUGAUGUAAAUGCUCCACGGCAACUUCGUCGUUCCAGUGGUAUACCAUCUGACAGGACAACUUGCGUCAAAACUGUAGAUCUCAAACCAGAUAUUGACCCAAUUUCCCAAGUCUCUGCUCACCCAAUUAUUUCUGGUGAAAUUAAAUCAUCUCCUACUCGCGAGCCUGUUUCAAAAACACUUCGGAGAAGUGUUAGUUCAGCACCUACUUACCAGGGUAACCUUGGAAAUCCUGUUAAAAAUGGUAAGAGGACGUCCAGUACCAUAUUAAAGACCAUAUCGGGUUUGUCUUCGAAACGUAUAUCUAUGUCCACCAGUAAACAAACAAAAAGAUGCGUUUCAUCUCAGUUGCCUUUAGAAAAGGAUGUAAAAAUUAAUAUUGGUUGUAAGGUUUCUACCAGUCCUUCAGUAGUGAUGACCCAUGUUUGCAGUGCUGAUUUUGAUCAGAAUAGAUCGGUAAAUUAAUCUGUCGAAUCGUCCGUCAAAAAAUUUUAAUCAAUAUUUUACAACAUACAGUAAAAUUAAAGAACACCUAAAUUAGAGAAAGAUAUUGUAGCGUGGCGUCGAGUUGAGGUUAACUAUGAACACCGCUACCAAGAAACACGUGCCAAGUAAAUCAGAAGGCGAAAAUAGAACGUAACCAGGUUUAUUUCGUUGGCGAUCUCGUGGUAUCGAACGUAUACCGAGAUCGUGCCAAGGAAUGGUACAAUUAGAAGCAGGCGAAAGGAGUACGUGCGAACAGUACCAAAAACCGCGGAACAAUGAUGGAAGGUAAUGGAAGCACAAAAUGGCUAUAAUCAGCACAGUUAAACGAAAGCACAUUAAAACAAACACUGGUACAGUUGGUUAUAAUAAUAAUUGUUUUUAUUAAACCAGUCGUGUUCUCGUGAUAAAUGUGAGUCACUACAAUAUAACCAUAGUCGGCUAUACGUAUUUUUCUGAAUCGUUAUAUAAAAUGUAAUAGUUUAGUAUAUUAUUUAAAUUUUUAUUAUUUUCUUUUUCAAAAAAUUUAAUUAAAACUAGUUUAAAUUCACUGAUGAGACUGAAGACGAACCUAUGAUUCAUGCUGGUAGUAGCUUAAAGAGUAAGUGUGAAUCUGAUGAAGAAAUAGCUCAGUUACGUUCAUCGAAAGGUAAUAAUUUCAUUUCAUUCUACUUCAUCAUAUCGUCUUAUUUUUCUUUUGUAGUCAACUUAUCGUUAUUUAUUGAGAUCUCAAUAAAAUUCAAGUCUCCACGACUACGUACUGAUAAUAUUCUCUAUUAGUUGAAUUCCAUUUGAUUUUAGGCAUUAACAGCCAAUUUACUCGAUAUAUAUAUAUAUGGAGAGAGAGAAAGUGAAAAUAAGUUUCAUAUUGUAUAGCUCAAUUGGAUUAACUUGAUAAAGCUCUGUUCAUUGCUUAACAAUAAUUUGGCUAAUUGAUGAUGAUCACUAGGAAAAUGAAUGAAGUGACACUUUUCUCUUACAUAUGUGGAUUUUACUUGUUGAUAAUUCACUGUAUGGAAAUUGUUUUUACCUAAGGUUCCCAAUUCAUAAUAUACAGGACUGAUGUUGAACUACUGAUCAGUUGAUUUUAGUCUAAACUAUUUGAUAAAUCUGCUACUGGAAAUGCUUAUUGAUGACUCCCUAUAUGCUUCCUAUAACCUCAGGCUAAUGAUUGUAGUUACAUGAUCUGGAAGUAACUAAUGUGUAUAUUUGUAAGCGAUCAGUACAAAUAAUGAUGAUAUUAGUUCAAUAUGUUUCAAAUUAUUGGCUGUAUUACGUGCUUUCAGUUCAGAGAUCACACCAAUAUCAAAAGCAUCCAUUUGAGCUACAAAUUUUUUGUAUCAUUUCAAACUAUAUUUAAAUGUAAUUUGUUUACUCACUCAUAGUUAUCAAAUUCGUGCAAAUUCGAGAUCAUGAAAGUAAUGGUGAAUCUGAAGCUGUUGAACGAAUAGCUCCUCUUCAGCAACGUUACGUUAUCUGUCAAGAGGCUAAUCCUCAUCCAAAGAGAUCAACUGCUGGGAAAUUUAGGCUGAAAUUUAAGAAACUUUAAAUUUUAUCAUUUCAAAAUAAAGUCUGUAUAGGUCUUCAUUUUCUCAUUGGUUUUUCUUGAUGAAUUACUCAAAAUAUUUUCCAAUAUUUUUAAUUUUCAAAAAUCCAUUUUAAAAGCAUAAAAAUUUAAUUGUAUAGGAUUUAAUUUACCGUAAAAUAUAUUAACUUGUUUCUCAAGUUGAUUUCACAAU